This is a messenger RNA of Metschnikowia bicuspidata var. bicuspidata NRRL YB-4993, 1572 nucleotides long. RefSeq names its product acetyl-CoA hydrolase (gene ACH1). The record is from RefSeq and is a predicted model, not a curated record. Gene Ontology annotation, molecular function: acetyl-CoA hydrolase activity; acetate CoA-transferase activity. The coding region runs from base 1 to 1572 and encodes 523 amino acids. Lineage: Eukaryota; Fungi; Ascomycota; Pichiomycetes; Serinales; Metschnikowiaceae. Gene Ontology annotation, cellular component: mitochondrion. The transcript has a single exon. Gene Ontology annotation, biological process: acetate metabolic process.
AUGUCUGCCCUUUUGAAACAGAGAGUCAGGUAUGCUCCAUACUUGUCCAAGUUAAGAAAGCCCGAGGAAUGUAUUGAGCUCUUCAAGCACGGUCAAUACUUGGGCUGGUCCGGAUUUACUGGUGUCGGUGCGCCAAAGGCUGUCCCGGAAGCACUUCUUAACCACGUGGAAAAGAACAACUUGCAAGGAAAACUUGCUUUUAAUUUAUUUGUCGGGGCUUCGGCUGGCCCAGAAGAAUCUAAAUGGGCAGAAAACUCAAUGAUCUUGCGUAGAUCCCCUCACCAAGUUGGUAAGCCCAUCGCAAAGGCCAUUAACGACGGCAGAACCUUGUUUUUCGACAAGCACUUGUCUAUGUUUCCUCAGGAUCUCACCUAUGGAUUCUACACAAGAAACAAGGAAAACGAUCUUCUUGACUACACUAUAAUUGAAGCUACUGCUAUUACUGAAGAUGGCUCGAUUGUUCCUGGGCCAGCUGUUGGUGGCUCACCUGAAAUGAUUUCUGUUUCCGACAAAAUCAUCAUCGAGGUCAACACGGCAACUCCUUCUUUCGAAGGCAUUCAUGACAUUGAUAUGCCUGUGAACCCUCCUUUUAGGCAACCAUAUCCGCACACCACUGUUGACCACAGAGUCGGACUCACGGCAAUUCCCGUCGAUCCUUCGAAGGUUGUUGCAAUUGUGGAAUCUACGACUCGUGACAAGGUUCCACCAAACACGCCAUCCGACGCAGCAUCAAAACAGAUUGGCGCAAACUUAAUCGACUUCUUCGAACAUGAGGUGAAAAUGGGAAGACUUCCCGAAAAUUUGUUGCCUUUGCAAUCUGGUAUUGGAAAUAUCGCCAAUGCUGUCGUUGAGGGUUUGGCAGACUCGGAUUUCAAAAACUUGACAGUAUGGACUGAAGUGUUGCAGGACUCGUUCUUGGAUUUCUUCGAUUCUGGGUCGUUGGAUUUUGCUACUGCCACAUCCAUCAGAUUGACGGAAGCUGGUUUCAAAAGAUUCGAUGAGAACUGGGAUGAAUUUUCCCGUAAAUUGUGCUUGAGAUCUCAAGUCGUCUCUAACUCCCCCGAGAUUAUCAGAAGACUCGGUGUCAUUGCGAUGAACACUCCAGUUGAGGUUGACAUGUAUGCGCAUGCAAACUCAACCAAUGUCAUGGGUUCCAGAAUGUUAAAUGGACUUGGUGGAUCUGCAGACUUUUUGAGAAAUGCCAAAUUAUCUAUUAUGCACACUCCCUCCGCAAGGCCAUCCAAGAUUGAUCCUACUGGUGUAUCUUGUGUCGUCCCUAUGGCCCCUCACGUUGAUCAAACCGAGCAUGACUUGGAUGUGAUAGUUACUGAACAAGGUUUAGCUGAUUUGAGAGGCCUCGCUCCAAGAGAGAGAGCCGUUGAGAUCAUAAACAAAUGUGCUCAUCCUGACUACAAGGAUCAAUUGAAGGAAUAUUUCGACAGAGCUUGCUUCGCUGCUAAGAAGUCUACUUCAUUGCACGAACCUCAUAUUUUGAGAGAUGCUUUCAAAAUGCACAUGAACUUCCAAGAGAAUGGAACCAUGAAACUCAAGUCUUGGGAUGACAAAAUUUAG